Messenger RNA from Hevea brasiliensis (rubber tree), 1383 nucleotides. RefSeq names its product NAC transcription factor 32-like. The transcript has 3 exons. Gene Ontology annotation, biological process: regulation of DNA-templated transcription. Lineage: Eukaryota; Viridiplantae; Streptophyta; Magnoliopsida; Malpighiales; Euphorbiaceae. The coding region runs from base 155 to 1234 and encodes 359 amino acids. The record is from RefSeq and is a predicted model, not a curated record. Gene Ontology annotation, molecular function: DNA binding.
UAAGUCUUGAAAAUCUAUCUUUUAGGGUUAUUUUAAUUUUUAUUAGAAGUCUAUUCAUAUAAAAGAGAGAAAGUUGAGGGAGAGAGAAUUUCAAUACUUUUACGUUAGCUUGCAUCAGUCUUCUCGGGAAAAAAUUCCUCGCAAGAGUCCAAUUAUGGAGGUGACACAGCCGCAGUCCAAUGCUUCUGUUACCGCUACUCGUCAACCUCGAACAGACCCCAUCAAUGACAACAACAGAAAGAACUUCAUUGAUAUUGAUUAUUUUAAUUCUUUUCCACCCGGGUAUAGGUUUCGCCCUUUGGACGGAGAGCUUGUCGUUCAUUACUUGAAAAACAAGAUAGCCAAUCAACCCUUGCCUCCAAACAAGAUCAUGGAGGUUAAACUUUAUGAGUACAAUCCCGAGAAGCUUGCAGAGGAGUAUUGGCAAUGUGGGGAGACAGAAUGGUACUUUUUUACACCAAGGGACAAGAGAUAUCCAAAUGGAAGUAGACCAAAACGAGAUGCCGGUGGUGGAUACUGGAAGGCAACUGGAGGGGAUAAAGCUGUUAAAUAUAAGGGUGCUGUGGUUGGAUAUAGGAAGGCACUUGUUUUCUACAUGGGAAAGCCUCCAAAUGGUACAAAGACUAACUGGAUUAUGCAUGAAUAUAGGGUCAGUGAUGCCCCUCCAAGAAUCAAAACAAGUGCCGAUGAUAUGAGGUUGGAUAAUGUGGUUUUAUGCAAGAUAUAUAAGAGGGAUGCGAAAGACAAUUUGAGAAGUCGACUUUCAAAUGAGGAACAAUCUGCAGAGUUAGAUGAUCAAACUGCUGAUGUUGUUAGGGAUGUUGACAAAAAUAGCGAUCCUCCAGCCUACACAAACGCCCUUAAUGACAAUAAGCAAAUUGUUUCAAUCCCAAUCCAAGAGAAUCCAAGUGCAUUUUAUGAAGAUCCUCCUUAUGUUCCAAUCAACGAUCAUGAUCAUCACCAAGCAAUGUUAGAAGCUGCCAAUUAUCAACGAGCAAUGUUUGCAGCUGCCAACUAUGGAUCUUAUCGAACUUAUGCUACUGGUAUGACACCACCAAUGCCUGAACCUGUUCAGAUAUAUCCCCCAGAGGACAUCCAGAUACAUCCCACAGAGGACAUCCAGAUACAUCCCACAGAGGACAUCGUAUCUAAAUAUCUGAAUGAGAAUUCUUGUGAGUUCGAGCUAUCACUAUCACCGGAUGAUUGGGAUAUUAUUUCCAAUUGUCUACUAUAGUUAGUAAUUAGUUAUAUACAGUGAUUGACCAUCAUCUGAUUUGAAAUUAUUUAGUCAUUUGGUGAUCAACUUAUGUAUAGGAUGAUGAUAACUGGUUAGUUAGCAGGGAACAUCCAGUUUUGUAAAUUGAAUUUGCUAGAAUCAAUGGA